Molecule: messenger RNA, 3295 nt
Organism: Tyto alba (common barn owl)
Lineage: Eukaryota; Metazoa; Chordata; Aves; Strigiformes; Tytonidae
Gene: AGXT2
Product: alanine--glyoxylate aminotransferase 2
Exons: 14
Coding region: 60-1736 (558 amino acids)
Biological process (GO): glyoxylate catabolic process
Cellular component (GO): mitochondrion
Molecular function (GO): pyridoxal phosphate binding; L-alanine:glyoxylate transaminase activity
Source: RefSeq, a predicted model, not a curated record
CGCCGCGCGAGCGGCCGCGCCCGCCAGCGCGGGCGGAGCCGCGCGUCUGACCAGCCGACAUGGCGGCGGCGGGCGGGCUGCGGCUGGGCGGCGUUGCCUUUAGGCUGCAGAAAUGGAAAAGCUCUGUCUCCAUCCAAGCAAAAAUGCCUCCUUGCGAUUUUGUACCUGAAAAAUACAAAUCCUAUCCAUAUGAACGUAUGCAGAAGAUUCGUGAACAAAGUAUUUCUCCUUCACUGCGAACAUAUUACAAGAAGCCAUUGUUGCUACAUCAAGGCUAUAUGCAGUGGUUAUUUGAUUAUGAAGGACGAAGAUACCUUGAUCUCUUCGCUGGAAUUGUCACUGUCAGUGUUGGUCACUGUCACCCGAAGGUAACUAUGGCUACUCAGAAACAGCUUGCUCGCCUGUGGCAUACAGCUAAUAUCUACAUGCACCCAUCAAUCCAGGAGUAUGCUGAAAAGCUAACUUCUCUUCUUCCAGAUCCACUUAAGGUGGUUUAUCUAACCAACAGUGGGUCAGAAGCCAAUGAUUUGGCUAUGUUCAUGGCAAGGCUAUAUACUCGUAACUUCGACAUCAUCUCUUUCAGAGGAGCAUACCAUGGAGGCAGCCCUUACACACUGGGAUUGACAUCUAUUGGUCUUUAUAAGCACGGUGUCGCCAAUGGCUUUGGCUGUUCAACAACAAUGUUACCAGAUGUUUUUCGUGGUCCAUGGGGAGGCAGCCACUGUAGAGAUUCUCCAGUGCAAGCUGUUCGAAAAUGCAGCUGUUCUGAAGGUGUAUGUCAUGCAAAUGGCCAGUACAUUGAACAGUUCAAAGAUACUCUGAAUACCUCGGUCCCAAAGGCAAUAGCUGGAUUUAUUGCUGAACCAAUUCAGGGUGUUAAUGGAGCUGUCCAGUACCCAAGAAAUUUCUUAAAGGAAGCUUAUCAGCUAGUACGGGAAAGAGGGGGUGUUUGUAUUUCAGAUGAAGUACAGACAGGAUUUGGACGGACAGGCAGCCAUUUCUGGGGGUUUCAAACACAUGGUGUACUCCCUGACAUUGUUACUUUGGCAAAAGGAAUUGGUAAUGGCUUUCCAAUGGCAGCUGUUGUUACAACAAAAGAGAUCGCAAGUUCCUUGGCUCAAAACCUUCACUUUAAUACAUUUGGAGGAAGCCCUUUGGCCUGUGUAGUUGGAGCUGCAGUUCUUGACGCUAUUGAAGAAGAUGGUCUACAAAAGAACAGUGAGGAUGUCGGAACAUACAUGCUGCUAGAAUUGGCCAAACUACGGGAUAAAUUUGAGAUUGUUGGAGAUGUCCGUGGCAAGGGACUUAUGAUUGGAGUAGAAAUGGUGACAGAUAAGGACAGUCGCCACCCUCUUCCAGCUGAAGAAAUCAAUCAGAUCUGGGAGGACUGUAAAGACAUGGGGGUUCUGAUUGGCAGAGGAGGACUCUACAGUCAGUAUCUUUUGCAGAGUCUCAACUACUUGAAAACAACUUGGCUAAUCUACCUACCUUCAGGAAAAGAAAACAAAAAUUAUAGCAAUUCCAUGCACUCUCUAAAGCUCAGUAGAGGGUGCAGAUUGUUUACAGAAGAAUCAGCACAUGAUACCAGCAGCUCAUGCUACACAAGAGUGGCACCUACUGUCAGGGCUGAAGAAGACCUUGCAACCAAACUAACAGAAGACAGACACAGUGCCUAUGUGCAACCUAUACAGUGCGAACCGGAUCACCAGAUAGCAAACUGCGGAGGCAAAAGCUGAACAGGAGCUUGAUGGCCUGCAUGGGAACAAGAGGGUCAAGCCAAUACUGACUUUGACUAUGCAAUACCAGCCAAAGACAAGCAAGAAAAAUGCAGUUGCUUGAAAAUCUCAGGGAAGUUUCUUGAGGAUGAGAUAAUGAUGGUGUGGAAGAAGGCAGAGAAGGUAAACACAUAAGAGGCUAGAGGGGUUAAGCUCGGGAAAGGAUGGCAGAGGCAGGACCUGGUACAGAUAGCUCACUUGGACAAGGCUAGAAUUAAGGUAGUAAAGAAGAGGUAAAACUUGAAAAGGAUAAAGCUUGAGGAAGGUCACUAUGGCAUUCCUGCCAUUCGAGCCUGAAACAACUUGCCGUUCUUGAAUUUCACCCUGCUGCUGUCAGCACAGACCUGACAAAUCAUGCAGACUCAGAUCCUGGAGUACAACAGUUACUCCUGUUUACCAUUCAAGUGAAAGGUGGAAUGGAUGUGUUUGUUCCAACAACUACAGUGUCAGUAGGAUGCAAAUCAUGUGUUAUGCAAAUCAUGUGUUUAUGUUAAGUUAGAAAUUAAAAAACAAUACAUUAACUCUAGCAACCGAGGUAGAAAGUGACCACCAAACAACUGAGCUGCUAAUGACCUAAGGCCAUUGCUGGUCUUUCCAAUCAAUUCCUUGCAUUCUCCAUCUGCCUGUUUCCGUUUGUUUUCUUUACACUUCUGACUAGCUUUUUAAGAGCCAGCACCACAUUUAUUAUAAUCUGCACAAAGUGAGGUCUAUGAGAUUAUUAUUAUAAAAUAUGAUCAUAGUAAGUAUAAUAAAAAUUAUUUUGCAGUCAAAGAAGAAUUAAAAUUAUCUGAAAACAGUCUUCAAGUUCUAUAGCAUUUCAAAUUCUCUCUUAUUCUUCAGGUGAAAAAUAAGUUGGGUGUCACAGUUUAACCUCAGCUGGCAACUAAGCACCACACAGCCAGUCACUCAUUCCUCCCCACAGUGGAAUGGGUAGGAAGAUCAGAAAAAAAAAAAAACACCACCAAACAAACCACAACUUGUGGGUUGAGAUAAGAACAGAUUAAUGACAAAAAUUAAAAUAUAUAUUCUAAUAAUUACUAUUGUUUUAAUUACAAUAAUAAUUAGUAUCAUUGUAAUGAAAAUGAACAUAGCAAAGAGAAAUAAAACCCAAGAAAAGACAAGUGAUGCACAAUGCAAUUACUCACCCCACACUGACCAAUGCCCAAACAGUGUUCCCCCCCUUCCUGGCCAACUCCCCUCAGUUUCUAUACUGAGCAUGACAUUCUGUGAUACAGGAUAUCCCUCUGGCUAGUUGGGGUCAGCUGUCCCGGCCAUGCUCCCCGCAGCUUCUUGUGUACCUGCUUGCUGGCAGAGCAUGGAAAACUGGAAUACCCUUAACUUAGGAUAAGUGCUCCUAACCAAAAACUAAGGUAUCAGUGUGUUAACAACAUUAUUCUCACACCAAAUCCAAAACACAGCACUGUGCCAGCUGCUAGGAAGAAAAUGAACUCUGUCUCAGCCGAAACCAGGGCAUUAGGAGAUAACAAAACUGGGUUGUAAAGUCCCUUGAAUAUCAUUAU